Molecule: messenger RNA, 1905 nt
Organism: Cottoperca gobio
Lineage: Eukaryota; Metazoa; Chordata; Actinopteri; Perciformes; Bovichtidae
Exons: 6
Coding region: 57-920 (287 amino acids)
Biological process (GO): response to bacterium
Source: RefSeq, a predicted model, not a curated record
AUAUCAACGUCUUUAAUGACAAACCAACGAAGAUCCUAACAACAGGCCACAUCAAGAUGCUCCCUCUCUGGAUAACACUGCUUCUUCUCCAUGAAGGAUAUGCACUGAUCUCGGUGACCACUGUUCAGCUUGGUGAACCUGCCACCUUCACGUGUGCUUUCCAUAAUUGGCACCAUAGCAGUAAACAAGUCAAGUGGUACAAACAGAGUGUAGGGAAUACUCCUACAUUAAUUACUACACUGAUGAAAGGCACUAUAAAUCCUAUUUUUGAACAAGGGUUUCCUGAAUCACGAUUUACUGCAGUCCAAAAUCUAACCAUGAGCACUCUGAUCAUUUUGAAGACAAUCCGAGAAGAUGAGGCAGUGUAUCACUGUGCCGUCACUAACUGGAGCAGGGAUCAGUGGAAUGGCACAUAUUUGUCUUUAAAAGGAAGCUCUCAGACGGCGACAGACUUUACCGUUGUUCAGUGGCCGACAUUAUCUGAUCCAGUUCAUCCAGGAGACUCCGCCACUCUCCAGUGUUCAGUCAUCUCUGACUCUAAGAAGGACACGUGUCCAGGUGAACACACUGUGCACUGGUUUGGAGUCAGAUCAGAUAAAUCUUAUCCAAACAUCAUUUACACGAAUGGAAAUAAACAUGAUGAAUGUGAGAAGAGAUCUGACACUGUGAAGAGUUGUGUUUAUCGCUUCUCCAAGAACUUCAGCUCCUCCGACGCAGGGACGUACUACUGCGCUGUGGCCGCAUGUGGAGAGAUAUUAUUUGGAAAUGGAACAAAACUGGAUAUUGAAGGAAACGGCUCAGCGUUCUUUGAUGAUUCACAGAAUAGGCAAUAUAUUUCUGCUUCUGCUGUGUGCUGUCUUGGCUAUAAGUGUGAUUGUUAUAGCCGUCCUCAUUUACGCACUCAAGGAAAACAACUGUGAUUAUUGCAAUAAGAAAGCUGCUGUUUCCCUGCAAGAAAAAGUUGCAAAAAGGAAUUUCAAGCGAAAUGAAGACCCAUGGAUUUAUUCUACCGCCAUCUUCACCAUGAUGAACACCGGCAGUGGUGGAACGAGGGAUGCUAAAGCAGCAAAGAGAGAGAGGAUCUACGCUGCCGUCAAGGCUUUUGGGUCGGAUUAGCAUGUUAAAAGUGGAGUCAGCGAUUCUGGAGAAUGAUUGUUGAUAUUUGAACUCAACAGCCAAACAAAUACCUCCUCCAGAUUUACCGUCACUCUUGCUCCUCACCUUUUUCUAUACAUAUCCAUGACCUUUUUUUCCCCUGUCCGGUGCUCAAGUAUGGACACCCUGUUGCUGAUUGGCUGGAACAGUGUUAUGUGGUAUAUACACUGGAUUUCUUUCCCCCACACGCACAGCUCGGACAGCUAGCAUACCGUGCUGAGAUAUCCGCUGAAUUUGACAAAGUGUAUUGGAUCAAAAUCGCUGACCGCACCUUAAGUGGGUUGUUUGCGAUCAGUUUGAAACGUGAUAGUUGAUGUUAACGUGUUUAAAGCUAAAGGCUGUUAUUAUAUGUGGCUUUUACGUAGUGUUGUGUAUAUGAUGUAUAUCUUGAUGUAAUGUUUAUUCUCAUGCUUACAUGUAGUCGAUUUAAUCAAUAAAAAAUGCAUCUUUGUUUAUUUUUUGUAUGUUGGACUUCAAAUUGAGUGAAACAGGGAUAAGCAAAGGUGUAAGUGAAGGCCUUUCAUCCAUCUAUGCAGCUGUGGCACUUUCUGCGUUUUAUUAACUGUGCAUUUUGUAGCGCUUUCCUCCGAAAACAUACUUUACCAAACAUUUCUAACAUCAGAGUUCUACAAAAUGUGGUAAGGAAUUCUAAAUAUGAUGUAUAUUGUAUUUGAAGUAUAUUAUAAACAAGUUAUUUUUCUCAUCAUUAAGAGUGAAAGGCAGAGUUACGGUGCUGGUUAAUGGCAUGCA